Molecule: messenger RNA, 2506 nt
Organism: Schistosoma turkestanicum
Lineage: Eukaryota; Metazoa; Platyhelminthes; Trematoda; Strigeidida; Schistosomatidae
Source: the annotation of a GenBank genome assembly
GGGUAUGUUGAUUUUGCACCCUAUCGUUUUUAUUGAUGUUUGUUGAAAAUAUGACCAACCAGUUGUUGUUCAAAUGCACGGGAUCUGCAUUUUGAUUGAAGGAGUGGAAUGUUAACGCAGCAAACCAACCAGACCUCUACUAGUAACCGAGGUCAUCGAGGGUCUGGUACACCUCAGAAAAAAGACGAACGUCAACAUUCAGGAAAGCAAAAUAAUAUGCAACAAGAUGCGCCGCGUUCUUCACGGGAAGGAAAUACACUGCUGGUCGGUCCAAAUUUCCGUGUUGGGAGGAAGAUUGGUUGUGGGAACUUCGGGGAGCUUCGUCUAGGUCGUGAUAUAUAUAAUAAUGAAUAUGUUGCCAUUAAACUUGAACCUAUGAAAACUCGUGCUCCUCAGCUACAUUUAGAGUACCGAUUCUACCGUAUACUUCUAAGUGGUGGUGUUGUCGGGUUUCCAUUGGUUUAUUAUUUUGGACCAGUUGGACGGCAUAAUGCGCUUGUAAUGGAAUUGCUUGGUCCAUCCUUAGAAGAUUUAUUUGAAUCAUGUAAACGUCAGUUCUCCUUGAAAACUGUAUUGAUGAUUGCAAUCCAGCUGCUUCGACGUAUUGAAUAUGUACAUUCAAAGCAUUUAAUUUAUCGUGAUGUGAAACCAGAGAAUUUUCUCAUUGGACGUCAAUAUUAUAAUAGACAUCGUACGAUUUAUAUCAUUGAUUUUGGUUUAGCCAAAGAGUAUAUCGAUCCAGAAACUCAAAAACACAUUCCUUAUCGUGAACACAAAAGUCUCACUGGUACUGCACGUUAUAUGAGCAUUAAUACACAUUUAGGCAAAGAGCAAUCUCGACGUGAUGAUUUAGAGGCCUUAGGUCAUAUGUUUUUAUAUUUCCUACGUGGUAGUUUACCUUGGCAAGGUUUAAAAGCUGAAAAUCUACGUGAACGUUAUCAAAAAAUUGGUGAUACGAAACGUGCAACUCCUAUCGAUGUAUUAUGUCACGGUUAUCCGGAAAUGGCUACCUAUUUACGAUAUGUUCGAAGUUUAGAUUUUUUUGAAGAACCCAAUUAUGAGUAUUUACGUUGGGGAUUCACUGAUUUAAUGCAAAGAAAAGGUUGGGAAUGUGACUGGGAAUUCGAUUGGUGCAGUCGACCUUUACCUGGAUCAAAACCUUCAGGAUCUACUCAUACAUCGGGAGGACAAGCGGCAAAUCCACCUUUGGCAAAUGUUCCUACUGGGAAUGCUGGUUGUAUGAAUAAUGGUGUACAAAACACAUCUGGACUCACUUCCCCUACUCAUCACCCUGUGAAUGGUAAUCGGCAAAGUCCUGGUGCUAAUGGUCAUAAUGCAAUGGGAUUUACUGGAACACCUUUAUUAGGUCCUGGCACAUCUCAUUGGCCACCUACUGGACAAUCAAACAAUGCACCUACUUUUAUCAAUGAAGAUGGCGGUACAUCGCCCAAUGAAUUAAGAUAUAAAGUUGAUGAAUAUUUACCUUCCUAUUUUGGUCAGCAAACAACAAAUCAAAAUGCUGCACAUACCGGUCUUCUUGGCGUAAACAAAGUUGGUUCACCUAAUGACGGUAUUGUCGAUGAUGAUAAUGAUAAUGGUGGACCUGUUGGUGUUGUUAGCAGUGGUGGUGGUGGUGGUGGUGCUGUGCCCACUUCAAACUCUAGUGGUUUACUACCAUAUGGUGGCGGCGGUGGUGUAUCCGGUACAAAUACUGGCGGUGUUGCACAUGUUCGAAAUAUAACCGAUUUAUAUAAUGGUGGUGGUGUUGGUGGUGGUGGUCCGGAAGAAACUAUGCCUCGAGAUAUUGAUAAUAAUUUAGGUAUGGGAGUUGGAAUGGCAAACGAAUCAUCACCUGAAAAUAUGGUUGGCGCAGAACAAGAUGAUGUACAAAGCAACUCUGGAUGCUGUGGAUGCUUUGGUCAACGGGCUAAAAAUCGGAAUCUUCGAUCGCAAUUUAUCUAGAACUAUUAUCAUUUUUUCUUGUCUGCCUCGUACAGGAAUGAAUAAUGGUGCAUAUACAUAUAUAUAUAUAUAUAUAUAUAAUGUGUAUGUUGUUUCUUUCCCUGUUACACUCUGAUUGUUUGCAAUUUUCCAUUGAUCCAUUUGAAUGGUGUAUUGUUCUGAUGAUUACUGUUGUUGUAUCAUAAGUGUAUAAUAUGUGUGCGCACAUGUUUAUUUGGUUCUACUUCCUCUUGUUUGAUUGGUUUCUUUUUUUUUAUACACACACACACAAUAACACAAUUGUGACAUAAACCUUGUUUGAAUGAUGAUGAUGAUGAUGAAUUAAUUAUAUAGAGUUCAUCUCACUUGCUCCACCAACCCAUCCAUCCUCCUCCUCCUCCAUCCAGCGUAUUGUUAUGUGUUUAUUAGCAUUUACUGCAUACUACUACUACUACUGCUACUACUACUAACUAACUACUAAAAUGACAACCACAAUGUAAUCAUAAUUGACAUGUUGACGAAGACAAUAUUAAUUAAUACCGGACUAUAUAAAAAAAUGCAUAUA